AUGCAAAAGAAUAAACGGCAAAAUCGUGGACCAUUACGGGCUAUCUCGAAUAUUCUACCCACUGCUACAUCAUGUCAAACAGUGAAAUAUCCAGAGUUGGUUGAUAAUAAGGAGAAGACAGAUAGCGAAAUAGAUUAUGGAAAUGGAACGCAUUUAACAAUGGACAAUAAUGUAUCAACACCAGUACUUCGUGUAUCAUCAGGGAGACUGUCACUGACAAAGACUUCUCAAUCAAGAUAUGACGUCCUACCAAUGCCUUUACGGUCAUCAUCGUAUCGAUCUGAUAAGCAGAACGUUAACACUUCCAAGUCAGACAUCCGUCGACACUUUCCCAUUCGAACCGGUGCUUCCAAACUUUCCUUUCACGAAAAGAGUCCCACUAAAGCUUUUGAAACCACCUUUGACUCAUCACUGAACACUUCUGUAAAUGGAAGUACCUCUCUGGAGUCUUUAUCUCCAAUCGCUAAUACAACACGUAAACGUCACCUUAGUACUUGUCAGGUCAUCACAGAACCAAAGCAGCCUCGCUACACUGACAGUUAUAAGUCUGUUCGGUUAGGAAACGACAGUGACGCAAUUUUCAUGGCCAUGGGUGCCGAAGUGAAGACACAUCCUAGAUAUUGUCUGAGAAAGAGUGCAGGGGAUUUUGUUUUCCCCAAAAAUAUACAAGCCUCUCCUGAAAAUUCAAGGAAAAAUCUAUCGCCUAUUUGUCCAGUCCCAAUGCCAAGUGGAUUUCCCCUUCAGUUACCAAUUCGUUAUUCAUCUGUAUCAUUACCAUGGGAAAGAAAUGUUCACUCUCGAGCCAGUUUAUCGCGUACCGCAGAAACACAAACAUCUCCCACUGACUUGAGUAUGGUUUCGCAGAGUGGAAAACCAAAAGAAAGGCGACAUACUGGAAUCGGACUUCGAACAUCUGGUACAACUCAAGUACUUCAAAAUUUACGAAAAAAAUUCGGUAAUCUAAGGAGAGCAAUUAGUGCAGACCGAUUAAAUAAAAAUUCAUCUACACCAAGUGAAAUAAGAAAAGCUUGUCAUGAUUUGAAAUCACCUUCACAGACUCCCGAUAAAAAUGAUCCACUUGUUGCGAAUAUGAAGUCAGACACCAAUGUACAAACAGACGCCUCCUACAAGCUUACCUGUGAAGUUAUCCGAAAAAAUCCUGAUGGUUCAGUUCAAAUUUUAUUACGGCGUUCAUCAACAAAUGGACAGUUUGGAUUUUUCAUUGCUCGUGAUUCGAAAGGCAUUUACGUUAGUCGACUGGGAAGUGUUCGGUGUGCUGCUAAACUAUGGGAUGUAUUUCAUGUUGGUGACAGAAUUUUAGAAGUUCAGGGUAUGCCAUGUGCUAAUUUAGAUGUGGAAGAGGUUAGAAAUCUUAUACGGGGUUGCGAACUUGUUGAAUUUAAAAUUAAAUCCUGCCAUCAUUCCGAUUUCAAGUUUUCACAAAAAUGCCCAAUCAAACUGAGUCUUUCUUAA
Heterobilharzia americana is the source of this 1473-nucleotide messenger RNA. The record is from the annotation of a GenBank genome assembly. Lineage: Eukaryota; Metazoa; Platyhelminthes; Trematoda; Strigeidida; Schistosomatidae.